Molecule: messenger RNA, 1164 nt
Organism: Psilocybe cubensis
Lineage: Eukaryota; Fungi; Basidiomycota; Agaricomycetes; Agaricales; Agrocybaceae
Exons: 5
Coding region: 1-1164 (387 amino acids)
Molecular function (GO): oxidoreductase activity, acting on single donors with incorporation of molecular oxygen, incorporation of two atoms of oxygen; ferric iron binding
Source: RefSeq, a predicted model, not a curated record
AUGCGCUUAACCUCUUCGUUUUCCAUCCUCGCUUUACUCUCGGCGGUACUCGCCCACCCUGGGGAGAUUGAAGAGCAUGAUACCCCUGCAAAACACGAAUUCCUGCGCUAUGCGCAACGCUCUAUUGCCGACUGCAAACAACCGCUUUACCUUGAAGGAUACGAGACUGCCGCCGUGCAGCGUCGUGCCAACCUUGCCAAGGUCCUUCGUGAAGAACGCGGCCUUCCUUCGCGAGAAUUCCUUGACAAGCGUGACUUCGAAACUGUGCUCAACACCAGCCACCACUCCAACAAAACCAACCUUUCUCUCCUCAGCCCAUCCAAGGAUAUCUUCACCGGAGAGUUGCAAUGUGUUCUUCAGUCCGAGACUACCGAGGGUCCUUACUACGUCAAGGGAGAGCUGAUCCGUACAAAUAUCCGGGAGCGCCAGAAGGGCAUUCCCCUUUAUAUUGAUUACCAGAUUGUGGACGUCAAUACUUGCAAACCUGUACCAAACGUUCACCUUGAUUCGUGGCACACAAAUGCAACUGGUGUUUACGCUGGUGUUGUCGCACGUGGAAACGGCAAUAUCAACGACCUCUCGAAUAUUAAUGCCACCUUUGCUCGUGGAAUCACCAAGACUGACCGUCAUGGCGUUACAUUCUUAGAGACACUCUUUCCUGGACAUUACACAGGACGUACCACCCACAUUCAUGUCCUUGUUACUGUUAAUGCCACAGUCGCAAGAAACGGAACUCUUAUUGGCGGGAACGUUGCACACGUCGGUCAAGUCUUCUUCGACCAAGAUCUGAUCAAUAAGGUCGAGGCCUAUUCUCCAUACACGACCAAUCAGCAACCGCUUCUGCUCAAUAAGGACGACUUUAUCUUUGCUGAAGAAGCAGCCUCUUCUGACCCAGUGCUCAACUAUGUCUGGCUCGGCAGCAAGCCGACAGACGGCAUUCUCGCGUGGAUCACGAUCGGCAUCGACACAAAGGCAAGCUACAACCCGUCGGCUGCUGUCUUCUGGACAAAGAAUGGCGGCGUCGUUAACCCUGACGCUCCCUCUGGCCCACCAGGAGGCCCUGGAGGUCCCGGUGGACCACCCCCUAGUGGCUUCCCUACUGGCCUCCCUCCCCCUAGCAGCACUGUCUCAGCGACCUCUGAUCCGACAUCUACUUCUGCUUGA